Aspergillus campestris IBT 28561 is the source of this 1300-nucleotide messenger RNA. RefSeq lists its product as uncharacterized. The transcript has 2 exons. The coding region runs from base 110 to 1186 and encodes 358 amino acids. NCBI's taxonomy places the organism in Eukaryota, Fungi, Ascomycota, Eurotiomycetes, Eurotiales, Aspergillaceae. The record is from RefSeq and is a predicted model, not a curated record.
CUCCAAUCCACCAGAAAAGGCGUUCCAUUUGUGCAAUUGCCUGAGAUCCUUUUCUCCCAGUGGAAUCCAUUGUUGAGUUCUACUCCAAACACCCUUUCCUCCCACCAGAAUGGCGCAGUGCGCCUUGAGGCUUUUCCGCGGCCAGGGUCCCAGUACUCUGCGUCCGUCCAUCAGUGGCUUCAUACAGAAGCGCACUCGUGCUACAAUCCCGACCUUCACCCAGACCUCCUCCCCCGAACUGGACCAGGAACUUCACCGAUUCCGCGAAGAACUCUUCAUACCGUAUGGCCUGCCCCAGGGCCCGCGGCGGAUGAUGUUCCGCCAAAAGUACGCCGACCGCCUCGACGAAGAGCAGAUCACGGUGCCCCUCGAAGGCGAAGAGGAGGACUUCACCCUGCGACCCAUGGACCCGCAAACGAGACCGUCGAACCAAGAAGCCGUCGCCGUGCUCCGGAUGAUGCAGACGAAGCAAGACUGGCGAAACCUGGCCCCCUUCCUACGAGGCCUCAAGAUCGCAGGCCGGAAAUUGAGCCCCGAGCGCCAGGAGUGGCUGGCGCGGAGAGCGGGCAACGCCGACGCCCUCGGCAUCGUCCUCGACUGUGCCCGACAGGCUGAGAAAACCGGCCUCUACCUCAACAACCCGCCUCUCGUGGAGCAGAUCUUCCUCGCGCUGCACAAGAAGGCCCUGGCGGCGGAGUUCAAGGGACCCGAGCUGGCGAAGGCCGCCGAGCUGGCAACGCAGUUCGUGUCGCUGAUGGACAGCCCGGAACACCACCAGGCUAGCCCUCACCUGGACCCCAGGAAGAGGCCGCUCGUUAGCGCCGUGCUCCUCGAGUUGAACGCCGCCCGCGCGGUGGAGGAACACAACCGCCACGACCAUGACGGCCUGGUCCGUCUCUACGCAGAGCGCCUCUUCGGCACGUGGGCGUACGCUCAGUUGAGCAAGCCCGAGUACAAGAACUGGCCCGAGAUCGACAGACUGCUGCAGCGCAACGUGGCUAUCUACAACGCGAUGAACCUCGCCCAGCAGGUGCAGGAAGUCGGGCGCACCAAGGACGUGGGCCGCCUCUUGAAGACGCGCUCGAACGACGUCAAAAUGAUCAUCCAGAAGCAGAGGAGCCUUGCUCCGGCGGAGAUUGAGCAAAAACCCACCCUGGGUUACGUACAGAGCCAAAACAUCGUCUGAAGAAAAUGUGGGGGGGGGGUUUUAGAUAGGAUGAUUUUUUUGGCGUUUGUGCCUUGCUUAUGAAUUGUACAUUACCAUCAAUACUGCUCGGAGCUGUAUCUUUAGUUGAGAAUG